Molecule: messenger RNA, 4580 nt
Organism: Daphnia carinata
Lineage: Eukaryota; Metazoa; Arthropoda; Branchiopoda; Diplostraca; Daphniidae
Product: serine/threonine-protein kinase PLK1-like
Exons: 10
Coding region: 434-2854 (806 amino acids)
Biological process (GO): mitotic cell cycle; protein phosphorylation; regulation of cytokinesis
Cellular component (GO): cytoplasm; centrosome; spindle pole
Molecular function (GO): protein serine/threonine kinase activity; ATP binding; protein binding
Source: RefSeq, a predicted model, not a curated record
UGCUAGAAGAGAGAGGACACGAAACGUUUUUAUGUCUCUCUCUCUCUCUUUCUCUCACUUUUCUCCUUUUUUCGUUAUUCUUUUUCUCCCAAUGUGUCAGUGAAUAUGUGUGAAUAUGUUCUGUAGCAUCUAUCCAAAAAAGAAUAUCUAAAUGUUACGCUCGUGAAUUAUCUAAGGAAUUGUUAUCGUUUGUUGAGAGAGAGAGAGAGCAACGAGGGGGGAAAAAGUCUUUGUUGAAAACACGUGGCUGGUGAUCGGCCAUUAAAAGAAAGAAAAGAGGGGGGAAGCAAAAGAAUUUCGCACAAACACGUGUUGAUGCAACAUUGUUCGAAUGAGUCACAGAUUGCUCAGCAUCAAGUAACGUUCUGAUUUAUCAUCGAAGAACGUGUGUGUGUGGGUAGUUUUUUUUCCCCCAAUUGAAAUAGAGAAAGUCAUGGGGUCAUUGAGACACGAGUCUCGCCAUUUGCUUUACCCACCCCAGCAUCAACAACGCAACAGUCCAGUGCCUUCUACGAAUUCUUCUUCCGCCACGAUGACAUCUCCAAUUUCCGUGCUGGCUACUCAGUUGAAGAAUAGCACAUCAUCGAGUCCGUCUGUUGCAGUGUUGACCGGAUGUACUGGUGGUGGUAAAGAGCCGAUGAAUAACAACGAGUCGAUGGAUUCAGGGGUGGCUGGUCUUCGCGAUGGUUUGACGACGCCCCAUGGGGGAUCGCCCACUUCCGCUACAAGCAGCAGUAGCACAUCCAGCAGCAGUCAUGUUCUGCUCAACCACCAUCAUAUUCUUUCACCACAUCAUCAGAUGGUUCAACAACAAUCGUCUUCCUCUGCUCUGGCAACUACCCCGUCAUCCACUUUGCUUCUACCUCCAGUCCAUGAUGAUGGACUUCAGUAUAUCGUCGAUCGGAGCAAAAAUACAACUUACCUUAAAGGCAGAUUCCUAGGAAAGGGCGGAUUUGCACGGGUCCACGAACUGACGGAUUUGACGACUGGACAUGUCUACGCGGGUAAAAUCAUCCCUAAAUCGCGCAUCACCAAACCUCACCACAAAGAAAAGAUUGCCAGGGAAAUUGAACUUCACAGAAACUUGGUUCACCCUAACGUCGUCCGCUUUUAUCAUUGCUUCGAGGACUCGGAUAAUGUCUACAUCAUUCUGGAGAACUGUUCCAAAAAGAGUUUGGUGCACGUGAUGAAACACCGAAAGACUUUGACGGAGCCCGAAGUUCGAUUCUAUUUACGCCAGCUGGCCGACGGCCUCCGUUAUGUCCACGGUGCCCGUAUUGUCCACCGCGAUCUCAAGCUGGGCAACAUGUUUUUAUCCGAGAACAUGACGGUGAAAAUUGGCGAUUUCGGAUUAGCCGCUCGGCUUCAUGCCGAAUCUAAAGUGACGAUAUGCGGAACGCCAAACUAUAUCGCUCCGGAAGUUUUGAGUCGUCAAGGACACGGAUACGAAGCGGAUCUCUGGGCCAUGGGAUGCAUCAUGUACGCCAUGUUGGUUGGCCAGCCGCCAUUCGAGACGUCUACAUUGGCAGAGACGUACUCUAGAAUUGCUCACAAUAUGUAUGUGAUUCCACAGUGGGUGUCGCGGCCCGCUCGUUCAUUGAUCCGUCAAUUACUGGCUCCCGAUCCAGCUCAUCGGCCAACGCUAGACCAGGUGCUCAAGCACGAUUUUUUCACGAGUGGCUUCAUGCCCGCCUCAUUGCCGCCGUCGUGCUGCUCAAAAGCGCCGACGUUCGCCUCCAACGACAGUGGCAUCAGAUCUGAUGGAGAUUCCACUAAUGAAAAUACCAGUCCGGUAACGCAUCACCUUCGCGUCCCGUCUAGUUUUCAAGGCAACAGAUCGCGCCCGGAAUCCGUCAAGGUUCCGAGCAAUGGUAAUAACCAGAGUCAAAAGGAUCAACGCGUUGCCAGAAGUCACAGUCUGAAGGAGACGCCGGCUUGUCGGAAAGAGAAGAAAGAGGCUCAACAACAGCAGCAGCAACAACAACAACAACAACAGCAGAGGGGUCUUCCAGGGUCUUUAAAGCAAAAGAUAACCAACGUGUUGUGCCCCGAUCGCGACGACCACAAUAAAGAACAAGGCGGAAGGGUUGGUCCACCUCCUGCCCCAACGUCUUCAGCACCUGCCGUACAACAACAACAACCGUCCUUGUAUUCUGCCUUAGAUUCUUGCCUUUAUCACGCUGCACAAGUUCCGUCGAACCCGUGCGCCGUGCCGUGUAAUCCGCUCUUCAUCUCCAAAUGGAUCGACUACUCCAACAAAUAUGGCUUCGGUUUCCAGCUGUCAGACCGGGCUGUGGGCGUCCUCUUCAAUGACAGCACUAGGAUAAGCUACUCUGGCGACAGGAAUCGCUUGGAUUUCCAAGACUCUACCGGGAAGACGAGUAGUUACAGUCUGAAUGCUCUUCCAUCGUAUCUGGUGGAACGAUUGACUCUCCUUCGCUAUUUCGCCCAAUAUAUGGAUGAGAAUUUGACGGAAGGAGGCGACAGCCAACAACAGCAACAGGACCAGGCGUCGUCGUCGUCAACGACGUCGCCCGCACACAGACGCCGAUCGUUCGUCCACAUGAAGCGUUGGGUUCGCACGCCCAAGGCUAUCAUUAUGCAAUUAGAUAACAACACGCUGCAGAUCAAUUUUUUUAAGGAUCACACGAAGAUCGUUCUUUCGGCCGACACGUCAUCGACGUCGGCCGUCACCCAGUACUGGGUAACGUACAUCAACAGUGAGCGAUUGAGCGCCACGUAUCGUUUGGUUGACAUUUCGCAGCUCGGCUGCGAGUCAACCCUGCGUGAGCGGCUCGUCUUUGCGCUGACGGUAUUGCGAGAAUUCGCCGAAUUGGACGGGGAUAAAGUUUGAUCUCUCUCUCCGCCUCAUAGGAUAUUUAAAAGAAAAGCGAAACCACAUGAAAAGGAAAAUGUUUAUCCACAUUUGUGUUCAAUCACGUAGCACCACAACUACCUUCUUACCUCUAAAAAAGGAGCUCUUUUCAAUAUUUCUUCUUCAUCUAUCCCUAAAUGCAAAUCAUCGACACAAUUUUGAAAAAAAAAAAAAAAAAAGGGAAAAGCUUUCCAAUGUCGCGUUCAUUGAUCUCGUUUCGCGACCCUUCCUUCCUUCUUUACCCUUAUUUGUUUCUUCUUCUUAUUUUUCGUGUUAUGUUUUCCAAAAUAAUGAUGAUUCGAAUUCUUCCAAAUUUUGCUUCUUUGCACACCUUUUCUUAGUAAGAAAUCAUGUUCAUCUUGGAAAUUUGACUUUCGAUUGAUUUUUGUUUAUUUUUUUUUGGCCUUGAUUUGUUUUUCCCUGUUGUACAUCAGCAUUGUCUUUCUCUUGCCUUGAUUUGUUGUCUAUUCUCCCUAAGAAGCUAAAAUGUUAAUCAUGAUAUUGAUACAAAUUUCAUCGCCCCUCGCUAGCUGGUAAAAAAAAAAACAAUGACGAGCAUCCCCUCUCACACCCCAUUCAUCCAUCCCCACUUCUCCAUUAGCCCAGCUAGUCAAUUCUGUCAUUUUUCUUUCCUCAUCUUCCAGUAGAAAAAUUCAUCACGCUAUUUUUUUUUCUCUCUCUCUCUCAUUAUGUUGUCCCGUUUUUCUUUAGUUUUCUUUAAUUUUUCUAACAAAAAAUAAUCCCUGAAAAGUCUUUCAUGAGAAAAAAUCGAAACGAUGGUCAACUCCCCCCCCCAUUUUUGUGUCCGUUUUGACUUGGGAGGUUUACAGCAACAACAACAAGAAGAAGAAAAAAAAAGGCCAUUGUUCGCUUUGGUUAAACACUCGACCCCUUAUUUCGUUUCUCAUUCUAUGUGUGCAUGUUUCCGGUCUUUUUCCCUCUCCAUCUCUUGUAUGUUUCGCCGGUUUACGUGUGAGAAGAAAAGUAAGUGAAAAAAAAAAAACAAAUCAAAUAAGAAAAAAAAAAAAAAGUAAGAGGAAGAAUUUUUGUGUGUGUGUGUGGGUGUGUACUAAUGUAACACCCACAAGCACCAGAAAAAAAGCCGUAACCAAGGAAUCAAGAACAUAUCGUGAGUUUGCGUGGGGCUAUAUUAGAAAUUUAUAUCCCGACAUUUUCGGUCGUGUCGUCCAUCUGUUAUAUGGGAAGGGGGGGGGGGGGGGAAUUGCAAAAAAAAAAAAAAAUUGUUUUUGUUUUUGUGUCCAAUUUUGUCUUUCGUGCUGGCGUCCCUCUUUGAAUUGCGACGUGAAUGGGCGAAAUUGAUCGUGUUUUCCGCGAUCGUGUUUUGUUUUUUGUAUCCAAUUCUUUCGAUGUCAAUCGGUAUCAAUUCGAAAUGUCCCUUUCACUCCUUUUUUAUGUUUUUCUUUCUAUGUUGAUCCUCACGAUCGAGAAAUCGAAAACGAUGAAAAAUGAUCGAGUUCUGAUUUUUGUGUGUGUAAUUCCUUUUUUUUUUUUGUUGUGUUAUUUUUUUGUUUGUUCCCGCGUGCUAUUCGCUAGCGCACGGUCCAGCCAUUUCGAUUCUACAACCGAUUGAAGUGUUGUUUCGCUCAGCGCCCUCCUCUCCUCAUCCCCCCUCUCGGUGUAAUCGACAAAUGAUGAUUGCGUGUGAGAGUUUAAAUAAAAUACAAAACUUGUUCCGCUCGUCCAA